Molecule: messenger RNA, 1170 nt
Organism: Pneumocystis murina B123
Lineage: Eukaryota; Fungi; Ascomycota; Pneumocystomycetes; Pneumocystales; Pneumocystaceae
Exons: 8
Coding region: 1-1170 (389 amino acids)
Molecular function (GO): protein binding
Source: RefSeq, a predicted model, not a curated record
AUGAAUGGAUUUAUGAAAUAUUCUAAACAUAAUAAAUCUAGCUUUUUUUGUUAUCCGGAAUUGAUUGCAUUAAAAAAGUCUGAAAUUUCUGGAUUGAAAGAGCUUGGUGUUAUUUAUAAUAAUAAUAAUAAUACAAAUUUUGUAAAACAAAUUCAAUGGUCUCCAGAUGGGAUGUGUCUUUUGAGUUCUUCUAAUGAUAAUAUUUUGCGAAGUUUUAUUAUUUCAGAUAGUAUUUUAGAAAAAAACGAAAUUUCUGAAUUACCAUGCUCUUCCUUUAUUCGAUCUGCUGAGCCUGUUUAUUCCUAUGUUUGGUAUCCUAAAAUGAAACUAAAUGAUCUUAAUUCGUGUUGUUUUUUAGUUUCUGUUCGUGACCAUCCUAUUCAUUUAUAUGAUGCUUUAACUUCAACGUUAAGGGCUUCAUAUCCUCUUAUAGAUCAUUGUGAAAGAUUUCUUGCUCCGAAUUCCUUGAUAUUUUCUUUGGAUGGUGCUAGGUUUAUCGCUGGUACUAAUAAUAUGUUAUCUAUAUAUGCUUUACAUAUGUAUGGUGAUGGUCCUAUAGCUACUUUUCAUACAACACCCACAAGGCAUUCUAAAUCCUCUUUGUUUCAUCCUAUUCAAAAAGGUAUUAUUUCUUCACUUAGUCUUAAUACUCUUGGAGUUCUUGCUGCUGGAACUUUUAGUUCAACUGUUGGUAUAUAUUCUAAUGAAGGUUGUGGUGAUAUUGUUUCUGUCUUUAAUGUUGGUGAUGGGGGUGUGACACAAGUUUUAUGGAUAAAUGACUAUAAAUUGCUUGUAGUUUCACGUAAGUCUGAAAAAAUGAGCAUUUGGGAUAUUCGAACCCUUUCAUGUAUUAAAACUUUGGGUCCUCGUUUUGCUAUGACACAACAAAGAAUGACUGUAGAUAUUUGGGAUAAUUAUAUUAUAGCCGGAAGCAUGGAUGGUAUUGUUAGGAUAUGGAAAGAUGAUAUUUUACUAUUUGAAUGGAAUGCCCAUCAUGAUGUAGUAAGUUCUGUAGUUGUACAUCCAUUAUAUCCAUUAGUUGCAACCUGUUCUGGUUCAAGAAAAUAUGAUGAAAAAUAUUUUGAUAAAUAUGAUAAUGAUAGCGAUAAUGAUAUGAAAUGCAUUUCACGUAAUUAUGAUAAUAGUAUUAAAUUAUGGAAUUUGUUAUGA